This is a messenger RNA of Coffea eugenioides, 4996 nucleotides long. RefSeq lists its product as uncharacterized. The record is from RefSeq and is a predicted model, not a curated record. Gene Ontology annotation, biological process: regulation of DNA-templated transcription. Bases 189 to 4559 code for a protein of 1456 amino acids. NCBI's taxonomy places the organism in Eukaryota, Viridiplantae, Streptophyta, Magnoliopsida, Gentianales, Rubiaceae. Gene Ontology annotation, molecular function: transcription coregulator activity. Gene Ontology annotation, cellular component: nucleus. The transcript has 10 exons.
AACCCCUUCCGGUUCCGGGUGUAGUUUUCCUCCUCCAUCAGUCCAUCUCCAUUUGGGUUUUCUUCAGACUCAGUUGCUUCUCCAGGAGGCAAAGUGGAUAUCUCUGUGUGUGAAAUUGUGCCCAAGUCGUGAACUUAUGUUCAGGGUAGGUUGCAUUUGAAAUAUGCCUUACUAUUUAAGGUUGAAUUAUGCUACCACGGGAAGUUGAGGACCCCAAUGGGCAUGGUACAAUUCCUGCCUGUGCCAGCGUAGACAAAUGUGGUGAAUAUCCAAUGGAACAAGAGGUCAAUGAGAACAAGGGCGAUACUGCAGAUGGUGUUGGUAACAGAAAUGAGGUUGAGGAUGGAUAUGAAGAUGAAGAUGAGGAAGAGGAUGUAGAUUUCAAUCCUUUAUUAAAGGAUUCUCCUUCUCAAGAAGCUUCUUCAAGCUUGAGCUCUGAAAAUGAAGGUUUGGAUGCUGAUGUUACGGAUAUUAGGGAAAAUGCUUCUGCAUCUGUAGCAACUGAUUCCACAGCAAAGCUUCCCAGUCCAGUGCAGGACUGUCCUGUGGGAGACACUGACCCAGGUGAAGAGGUUGUGACACAGACUGAAACUUCUACUGCAGGAGAAUGUAAAAAAGGCUCCGAAAUUGGGUCCCUGCAUGAAAAGAGUGAAGGAUCAGGCAGCCGGAUGUUUGUUGAUAGUGAUUUGGUGGCUGGGGAGUUCAGCCCUGCUGUACAUUCCGGGAAGCCUGUAAUAAAUAUGGACGAUGAGGAUGCAAUUUGCAUGCGCACAAGAGCUCGAUACUCACUUGCUAGCUUUACACUUGAUGAAUUGGAGACUUUUCUUCAAGAAACAGAUGAUGAUGAUGACCUUCAAAAUGUUGAUGAUGAAGAAGAGUACAGGAAAUUUCUUGCUGCUGUUCUACUUGGUGGGGAUGGGGACCCUCAAAGUGCACAAGAGAAUGACAAUGUUGAUGAUGAAGAUGAAGAAAAUGAUGCAGACUUCGAGCUUGAAAUUGAAGAGGCACUUGAGAGUGACAUUGAUGAGGAUGCAAGGGAUGGGAUUCAAGAAGAGGUUUAUGAUGUUGCUGGUCGCCGACCCAAGACUAGGCAAAAUAGACGCAAGAAAGCUUCUGUUGAAGGCAACAAGAAGCUUUUGGGGCAGUCGAAGAGGCCAUUACGCCCGCUCUUACCAAGUGCACCUCUAGCACAACGGCUGCCUUUUGCAACUCUGGAUGGGAAAAGCUUCAUAAUGAACCAUGCUGCAGAUUUUCCUCCUUCAACAACUGAUGGAUCUAUAAAUGGAUUUUCUCCACAUCAGAUUGGGCAAUUGCAUUGUCUGAUCCAUGAACACAUGCAGCUUCUUGUUCAGGUAUUUUCCAUUUGUGUACUUGAGCCUUCUCGACGGCACAUAGCUGCCAAAGUUCAGGAAUUGAUUAAAGAGAUGCUUCAUGUACGUGAUCAUGUGUUAGCAUGGAGAAGAUUACCAUAUCCUAGUUUCUGCUUCUUUCCUCCUCACAUUCAUCCAUCAGUGCCAAAUGAAGCACCCAGAAUUUCCCCAGUGCCAUGCAUUGAUGAAUCUUCUUCUGUUGUUGACGUUUGGAGAAGCUGUCCUUCAGGGAAUAACAUGGUACCGCCUGAUAUCAUCUCUGCUUCAAAAGGAAGACGUGAGUCUCUUCGUGAUGGCCAUGGUCCUGAGGGUUCCUUCUGGAUGCCAUACAUAAAUGGUUCAGUAUUGUCUGUAAUGGAUGUAGCUCCACUCAGAUUAGUUGGGAACUUUGUGGAUGAUGUUUCUGCUGUGGUGCAGGAAUAUCAUAGACGCCAAGUGGGACUUACGUGUGAUACUCGCUCAGAAAGGGAACCGUUAUUCCCUUUAAGCUGUUUCCCUGCUUCUGAACCAUGUGAUCAAAUUUUGAGAGGUGCUGAUUCUCCAACUUUGAGUGUGGCACAUUUGUCACCUAAAAGUGAUCGAACACCUAAGAAGACAAUGGCAUCUGCCCUAGUUGAAAGGGCCAAAAAGCAAUCAGUUGCUCUAGUUCCAAAGGAGAUUGCUGAGAUAGCUCAGAGAUUUUAUCCCUUGUUUAAUCCUGCCCUUUACCCUCAUAAGCCACCCCCUGCCCCUCUUGCAAACCGUGUACUUUUCACCGAGGCAGAGGAUGAAUUAUUAGCAUUGGGGUUAAUGGAAUAUAAUACAGACUGGAAAGCAAUUCAGCAGCGCUUUCUUCCUUGCAAAUCUAAGCAUCAGAUUUUUGUAAGGCAGAAGAAUCGUUCGUCCUCUAAAGCACCUGAAAAUCCAAUAAAGGCAGUUCGAAGGAUGAAAAAUUCUCCCUUGACAGCUGACGAAAUAGCACGCAUAGAAGAGGGGUUGAAGAUAUUUAAACUUGAUUGGAUGUCCAUAUGGAAGUUUUUUGUUCCUUAUAGAGAUCCAUCCUUGCUACCUCGGCAAUGGCGUAUUGCUAAUGGAACUCAAAAGUCAUAUAAAUGUGACGCAACUAAAAAUGCAAAGCGGCAGCUAUAUGAAAGAAACAGGAGAGCAAGCAAACCUGCAGCUUUGCCCAACUGGCAGACUUCACCAGAGAAAGAGGAUAAUAGCACGGAUAAAGUUUGUGUAGACAAAAAUAAUGUACGUAAUCAGAUGGACAGAGAAGAGGAAUCUUAUGUUCAUGAGGCAUUUUUGGCAGAUUGGGGACCAGGUACCUCCAAUCUUGCUUCCAGUUUUCCCAACUCACAGCAGCAGGAGAAGUCCCCUCUGCAACCACCAUUGCAGGAGGGCUCCCAAGUCAGUGAACAACUGCAUAGGAGUGGGUCAGAAGGUGCCCAAGCCCCUAUCUUCAAUGAAUUUCCAGCCGCUGUAAGGUCAUCUAGCUCUCAAGUAUGUGGCAGACCCUAUCGUGCACGUAGAGUUAAUAAUGCCCGUCUAGUGAAAUUAGCUCCAGACCUGCCUCCUGUAAAUCUUCCACCCUCUGUCCGUGUGAUGUCACAGUCUGCUUUUAAGAGCUAUCAGGGUGGAGCAACUGUGCAGCCUUCAAGUGCCAAUUCUUCUGUUAUAGGUCCUGGAGCAGAAGCUGGAGUUGGGAAAGUGGUUAAGCAUACUGCAAAUUCAGGAGUUUGUAAUUCAGCAAAAGCAGGACAAAUUACAAUAAGCCCUGUGAACGCCAACACUAGUAAUCGGCAGCCUCGAGAUUCUCUAAUCAUCAGGAAUAAGGAUGCUUCUGAAGAAAGAGAUGAGUCUGAUCUUCAGAUGCAUCCUUUACUGUUUCAGGCCCCUGAAAACAGUCAUUUUCCAUAUUAUCCAUUGCACUCUAGUGCAAGUGCUUCUAGUUCUUUUAACUUCUUUGCAGGAAGUCCACCCCAAUUAAAUCUGAGUCUCUUCCACAAUCCACGCCAUGCAAACAGUGCUGUUAAUUUCCUUGCAAAGUCAUUGAAGCCGAGUGAAUCAGGUUCAUCUUGUCGGGUUGAUUUUCAUCCACUUCUUCAAAGAUCUGAGGAUGUGAAUUCCAGCUCAGUGGCUGCAUGUUCCACAGCUCAAUUUUCAGCAAAUUUAGAGACAUCUGAGGGAAGAUGUGCUCAGGUUCAAAGUCCAUUAGGUGGCACACCUAGUAUGUGUCGUGCGCAUAAUAGUUCCGCUGCCUCUGCAGUGAGCCCCGGUCAAAAGAUUAAUGAACUUGACUUGGACAUAUGCCUCAGUUCCACAUCCAGACAGCACAAGGCACUAGGAAGUGAAGAUGUAAAUGAAUGUGGUACUGCUGUAUCAGUAGCAAAUGCCAAGGAUUUUAGAAACCUAGGAUCUCCAAUGCCAAAGGAUUCUUUGAAACAGUCCAGCCAAUAUAUGCCUGUGGCUUAUGCUCCAGACAAAAUUGGCAGUAAGUUGGAUUCGGGUGUCCAUGCGGUGGUUGUAGCUAGUGAUGAAGGAAACAGGAGCAGUGCUGAUAAUACUGAGGACCAAUCUCUUCCAGAAAUUGUAAUGGAGCAGGAGGAGUUAAGUGACUCUGAGGAUGAAGUUGGAGAGAAUGUGGAGUUUGAAUGUGAAGAGAUGGCAGAUUCAGAAGCAGAGGAGGGAUCUGAUUCUGACCAGAUGGUUGACAUGCAAAAUGAGGAUGUGGAGAAGGCAGAUGCUGAUGCCGAUUCUAAUGAUCAACAGGACGAUCCAAUUAGGUGUGAUGAUUCAGAAGGCAAUGCUUUUCAAACCGUAGAAGGCUGCCAGAUGGGCAAGAAAAUUGAUCAUUCCUCCAGCUCUUUAUCUUUAAAUUUAAACUCCUGUCCUCCAGGCUCUCCUUUAAUGAAGAAGCCCAACAAUGGAAGUCUAAAGGGCAGUAAUACAGCUCCAGACGAGAAGGUUCAUUCUGGUGCCAGAGCAGCUACUGAAAACAUUCCAUCAAAUGAUGACAAUGUAGCGUCUCAGAAGCAAGUCGUGGAGCUUGGAUCACAAUCAAAUCUGAAUUCUGGCAUCACUUCAUCGAAAAAACCUAGAAAACGUGCAUGUGGUGCGGAUUUGCGCUUACGGAGGGGCACACCAAAAAGAAGAAAUACAAGCUUGAAAACUGAUACGAACUCAGCAAAGUCCAAGCAAGACAGCUAGGGUUAAUUCGGCUAGGUAUGGAUAGCUCUUCAAUUUUUUCAAACGUUCGAGUUUGUUAGGCUUAUUCUACUCGUCUUGGAGGUGGUGCUAUGCCAAAUUUCAACACCUUGAGUUGUAAAUAAAAGGUGAAGUUUUGUCUGUAGAUUGGUGGAUCUCAAGAGGUAAGAGUGGGGGAUUCUUGUAUUUGCACAAAUCCCCCACAAGGCCUCCUGAAUUUUGGUUUUAAUGGCAUCAAAGAAAGAGAGAUAAUCAGAUUGAAGUUUCUUUAAUCUCUGAGAACAGUCAGAGUUGGUGAACGGCUAUACAAAACUCGCAUAAUUAAUGCCAAAUGCAUUUAGAUUUGUGAAUCCAUUUUUGUUCUUUGUUGAUCCAAGGGACUCUUUAUCUCUAUGCCUUCCUUAUAUGGGGGGAAGGGGGAAGGAGAGGGCACAGAAAAA